AUAGUAUAACCAAGACCAAAGACUGUAGUUUGCACAUUUUGUAAACUUAGGUACAGUUGUGCAAAUUCUAGGAAACUAAACUAACAACAGGGGAAUUUUAUCAUCUCGUCUGACAGAAAUACCAUAGCUCGUAUAAAAUUCACUGAAAAAAAAUCAUGUAUUUGCUGUAAUUUUGAAUACACGAAAUAAUAUCAUAUUAUGUUUGAACCUAAAUGUCUUUUUGAUUAGAAAUACAUCAACUGAAUAUUGCUGAACGUUAUUUUUAAAGCGAGUUUUCCCAAGCAGAGACUACUGUAAACAAACUUGAACUUUUUUGCUAACUACUGUAGCUGCUUUUUUUGUGGCGAAAUACAACUUGUUUUGAAUGUAGUUUCAUCCGAAUUUUAAAACAGUUUCUGCUCCAGAGAGUAUUGUGUUUUUCUUGUGUUGGUAUUGAGAUAAAUGACUACACGAUGAUAGCAGGCGUCCUACUCUGUAACACGUCACAGAUACUCGGUGAGUUUGCACUGGCAGUGUGUGUAAUUGCAACUUGACACCGAGAAUGUGUUUGGUGGGGAGAGUGAAAGUUUUGACAGUGACAUUGUUGGCUGAUCUGCUGAGAAUACCGUGAGAGCUUUCACUUCUUGAGUCAGUAUGAAUGGUCCGUUCAGCCCCAGGCGGGAACCAGGGCCUGACCUGUCCUGUCUGCACCAGUACAACGAGUGGCUGGCAUGUAGGCAUGAGUCCAGUCUGCUGCCCAUGAAAGAUGACCUGGCCCUCUGGUUAAACAGAAUCCUUGGUCUGGAUAUAACAGUGGACACAUUCAUGGACAGACUAGACAACGGUGUCGUCCUCUGUCAGCUUGCAGAGGCUCUGCAGGAGAAGAUGAUUCUGGCCAGCAAUGGCAAGCCUAUUAUUCGACGUGUGAUUCGUUGGCGACCUGAUGCAGCCUCUGGAUCCUUCUUUGCUCGUGACAAUACAGCUAACUUUCUGUACUGGUGCCGUAAAAUUGGAGUGGAGCAGUCUCACCUGUUUGAGUCUGAAGAUCUUGUUCUUCAGAAGCAUCCAAGAGAUGUGUGCUUGUGUCUCAUGCAGCUUGGGAGAAUCGCUUCAAGGUAUGGCAUUGAGCCGCCUGCGCUGGUCAAGCUCGAGAGAGAGAUUGAAAAAGAAGAAGAUGAGUCUUCAUCUCCAUCCAUGUUGUUUGCAUCACCUCUGCCGUCUCCUUCCACACCACCUGUGUUUUUCCCUGCGGAUCCUCUAGAGCCUCCUCCAGGCUUGAGGCCAUCAUCCAUCUCUCCUCCAGCAUCGUCUCCAUCUCCUCCUUUGGUCCCGACUCCUCCGCCAGAGUCCGCGUCCAUCAUUUCUGACCCAAACACGCAUCCAGAACCUCAGCCAACCAUCCCAACUAACUCAUCACCCAUCAAGACACCAGUCAAAUCAACGCUGCCCUCCCCAACAAAUGGCUUUGCCAAGACUAAUAAGAGAAAGAGCAGUGGUAACCUGCUGGAUGAUAUCGUGAGGCAGAUAUCAGAAGAUCCACCAUGCAAAUGUCCAGUCAAAUUCUGCAUUGAGAAGCAGCCAAAAGGUCAUUAUCGUGUCGGAGACAAAGUCCUCUAUGUCAGGAUGCUGAAUGAUAAACAUGCUAUGGUGCGUGUUGGUGGCGGAUGGGAGCCCUUUGGCACUUACCUGUUAAAGCAUGACCCAUGCAGGAUGACUAUGAUCGCCCGACCUGGUCCCAAAUCCUCCAAGCCUAACGGCAGGUCCCCAGUCAAGAGAGAGCUGUCCCGGGACAGCUAUCUGGUCGUAGGUAGUACACAAUGUCGCUCUAAGAAGUGAUGGGACUCAGCAACCUCUGCCUCAAUCUACAGCAGGCUGAUUUUGAUAUUUUUUAGGGGGAAGCAGCCCAGGUGGCUUGAUCUUGUUUUAAUGUUGACAAUAUUUUUUCAUUUUGGCAGCAGUUCCUUAAUAUUUUUACCCCAAAGUAGCAUUUACUAAGUCACAGUAUGCUUAUCAACAGUCUCAGAAAUAAAGGUACACUACGAAACAUAAACCUUUAGCAGUUUUUAGCUAAUUUGUACACGUUAGGAAAUCAUUUGCACCUUAAGGUGUCAAUAUGGUGUCCUUUAAAAAAAAAAAAAAAAA
This is a messenger RNA of Danio rerio (zebrafish), 2121 nucleotides long. The record is from RefSeq and is a predicted model, not a curated record. Lineage: Eukaryota; Metazoa; Chordata; Actinopteri; Cypriniformes; Danionidae.